Acanthosepion pharaonis is the source of this 2673-nucleotide messenger RNA. The record is from the annotation of a GenBank genome assembly. Lineage: Eukaryota; Metazoa; Mollusca; Cephalopoda; Sepiida; Sepiidae.
AUGUCUGAUGCUCUCACCAUCAGAAUGUCUGAUGCUCUUGCCAUCAGCAUGUCUGAUGCUCUCGCCAUCAGCAUGUCUGAUGCUCUUGCCAUCAGCAUGUCUGAUGCUCUCACCAUCAGAAUGUCUGAUGCUCUUGCCAACAGCAUGUCUGAUGCUCUCGCCAUCAGCAUGUCUGAUGCUCUUGCCAUCAGAAUGUCUGAUGAUCUCGCCAUCAGCAUGUCUUUCUUUCUAGAUUUUCUUUCAUUCUUUCUUAUUUCUUCCUUUCUUCUUGUUGUCUUCUUUUUUUUUCUUUUGCAUUAUUCUUUGUUUCUACCUUUCUUUCUUUUUUCUUUUGCAUUAUUCUUUCCACCUUUCUUUCUUUUUUUUUCUUUUGUAUUAUUCUUUCUUCCUUUCUUCUUUUUUUCUUUUGUUGUCUUCUUUUUUUCUAUUUCGUUUAUAUUGUUCUUUCUUUCCUUUUUUUCUUUUUCGUUUUUAUUCUUUCUUUUUUCUUUCUUUUUUCUUUUACAUUCUUCUUUCUUACUUCCUUUCUUUUUCUUUUGUAUUCUUCCUUUCUUUCUCUUUUUUAUUAUUUAUUCUGUUCUUCUUCUUUUGUAUCCUUCUUUCUUUCUUCCUUUUUUAUUUUUCUUUUGUAUUCAUCUUUUUUCUUCCUUUCUUUCUUAUUCUUUCUCCCUUCUUUAUCUUUGUAUUCAUUUUUCUUUCUUUCUUUCUUUCUUUCUUUCUUUCUUUUAUAAUCUUCUUACUUUCUUUUUUUCUUUUUCUUUUGUAUUCUUUCUUUCUUUUUCUUUUCAUAUUCUUCUUUCUUUCUUCUUCAUUUAUAUUCUUCUUUCUUUCUUCUUUUUUGUAUUCUUUCUUUCUUUCUUUUUAUAUUAUUCUUUCUUUCUGCCUUUCUUUUUCUCUCGUAUUUAUCUUUUUCUUCCUUUCUUUAUUUUUCUUUUGCAUUAUUCUUUUUUCUUUCUUUCUUUUUCUUUUGUAUUCUUUUUUUCCUUUUCUUUUUUAUUCUUUUUUCUUUCUUUUAUUCGUGUUUCUUUCUUUUUCUUCUUUCUUCUUUCUUUUACAUCUUUUCUUCUCAUUUUUUCAUUUAUUUCUACUUUAUUUCAUAGCUUUAUUCUCUUUUCAUCGACCUGUCCAAAGUCCUUCUUGCGGUCACCUUUUUCAGAAGGGAUACUGACAUACUAUAAAAAAAAGAGGCCCCUAAAUAUUUUUAUCUAUCUAUCUAUCUAUCUAUCUACCUCAAUAUAUAUUGAUUUUUAUUGCCUGGUAAUCUAUCUAUCUAUCUAUCUAUCUAUCUAUCUAUCUAUCUAUCUAUCUAUCUAUCUAUCUCAGAAUCUAUCUAUCUAUCAAUCUAUCUAUCUAUCUAUCUAUCUGUCUAUUCAUAUCUAUCUAUCUAUGUAUCCUUCCGUCUGUCUGUCUAUCUAUAUAUCUAUAUAUCUAUGUAUAUAUCUAUCUAUCAGUAUGUUCAUAUCUAUCUAUCUAUCUAUCUAUCUAUCUAUUCAUAUCUAUCUAUCUCUUUAUCUAUGUAUCCUUCCGUCUGUCUGUCUAUCUAUAUAUCUAUAUAUAUAUAUCUAUAUAUCUAUCUAUCUAUCAGUAUGUUCAUAUCUACCUAUCUAUCUAUCUAUCUAUCUAUCUAUCUAUCUAUCUAUCUAUCUAUCUGUCUGUCUGUCUAUCCAUAUCUAUCUAUCUAUCUAUCUGUCUAUUCAUAUCUAUCUAUCUCUUUAUCUAUGUAUCCUUCCGUCUGUCUGUCUAUCUAUAUAUCUAUAUAUCUAUCUAUAUAUCUAUCUAUCAGUAUGUUCAUAUCUAUCUAUCUAUCUAUCUAUCUAUCUAUCUAUCUAUCUAUCUAUCUGUCUGUCUGUCUGUCUGUCUGCCUGCCUGCCUGUUCAUAUCUAUCUAUGUAUCUGUCUGUCUGUCUAUCAGUCUGUAUCUAUCUAUCUAUCUAUCUAUCUAUCUAUCUAUCUAUCUAUCUAUCUAUCUAUAAGUAUGUCCGUGUCUAUCUAUCUAUCUAUCUAUCUUUUCAUUAUAGUUCUUCUCUUUUUCAUCAUGAUCAUUGUCAUUUUCUGCUUCUUCUUUUCAUUUUUUUUCUUCUUCACACUUUGUCUCCUUAAGGUUCCUCUCUGGGAGUUCUUCUUCACAUCAUCUUCUUCUUCUUCUUCUUCUUCUUCUUCUUCUUCAUCAUCAUCUUAUGGUCCUUUUCUCUGGGGUCUUUAUCAUCAUGAUCAACAUUAUCAUAUUUUUCUUUUUCUUCUUCUUCUUCAUCAUCUUCUUCAUUCUUCUUAUCAUUAUGCUGCCUCUCUUAGAGUUCUUCUUCAUAAUCAUCACCAUCAUCAUAUUCUUCUUUUCUUCUUCUUUUUCUUCUUCUUUUUCUUCUCCUUUAUUCUUAGUAUCCUUAUGGAUCCACUUUUAGCAUUUUUCUUCACAAACAUCAUCAUCAUCUUUUCUUCUUCAUCAUCAUCAUCAUCUUUCUAUAAUUAUGAUUCUUCUUCUUCUUCUUCUUCUUCUUCUUCUUCUUCUUCUUCUUCUUCUUAUGGACCCUCUCUUGGGGUUCUUCUUCUUCUUCUUCCCUUGCCACUUUCUCUCUCUCUCUCUCUCUCUCUUCCCCCUAUUUAUUCUUAUCAUUCAUCUUCUUUAUCGUAUAUUUCUCAUAUCUCUAUUAGUGCUAAUAAAUUAACUCUCCUUUAA